Molecule: messenger RNA, 3783 nt
Organism: Salpingoeca rosetta
Lineage: Eukaryota; Choanoflagellata; Craspedida; Salpingoecidae
Exons: 26
Coding region: 1-3783 (1260 amino acids)
Biological process (GO): calcium ion transmembrane transport
Molecular function (GO): ligand-gated calcium channel activity
Source: RefSeq, a predicted model, not a curated record
AUGACACACGAGAGCACAGACACGUACAUGCUGAAGAGAGUUUCCUGUUUUCCUGCUGUUCGGGAAAGAACUGUUAGAUUUGACAGGACAACAAGCAAGCUUUGGGGUGACGGAGAGGCGACGCGGAGCAAACAAGAUAGCAUGCCAGCGUUUCUCAAUGAAGAGGCUGCCCCGCUAGGGUUUGAGCAAAACGCUGUAGAGGCAGAUUGCUUUCCAGACACCAAGAAGCGGUUUGACAGCCGAGGCUACUCAGUCCAGCACAACCCGAUUGCCAAAUCCCUCGUGAACAAAACUGUUGCGUACAUCAGCAAGGAUCUGUCUCGGCUGAAGCAAUCCCUUGCUGGCAUCAACCGUCGCUUGACGAACGAACAAAAUGAUGCGCAAGUUGAAGAAGCAAGGGAUGUGCUGCAAAACCUGGAGCAAGCCAUUCAAGACAUUGUUGAUACUGUGCGCCGCUUCCUCACAAAACCACAACAGGCACAAGACCAACGCGAAGGACAUGAACACGAUCCUCCACCAACCUCACAAGAACUUCUCAACGCGCUCGAUCAAACAGUCAUUGACGCCAUUAAGCAUAGGAACGAAGAAGACAUUGUGGGACAACGUCCAGCUGAGAACAUUGGCGAACCCUCGCAUCUCGAAGACCUACAUCAUCACUUGACCUUCCUCCUUGCUGAACAAGAUGACGAUGCCCCCACAUUCCACACAAAGUUGCACGAGCUUGUGCAGAGCUGCCCCAACAUCGAUCACACGCUAAUGCGAUUGGCAGUCAUGUUACCAGCACUUUAUGAUUGGUUCUUGUUCAUGAAAUCGUGUGCUGGAGCUUUCGAACGAUCAGCUCGCCAGUUGCUCGAAGCUUGGCCCCAAGGGUUUUCUGCCGAAAUGGCCAAUAAGCUCGAGGACAACCUGAUCAAGCCAUUGCAAGAGCUAUUCAACAUGUUGCUCGACAGCUCAACAGAAGCAAACGCUGCACCAUGCGUGGCAAAACUAAAAGAUCUGUGCAUGAGUCUGCAGCGAGAUCCUUUCAGGUCAACACACCACCAUCUCAAUUGGAUGCCUGAAUAUUGGCACGGGGUUGCACGGUUGAGCUCACCGAGCUUGGUGCUGCAUGUCAUCGGCAGCACGGACGCGUUUCUGCAAUUGGAACCCUUGCAUUCAGAAGUUCGCGACAGCCUGCAAGCAAUCGCCUCACACACAAACGCAUGGGUUGUAACUGACGGUUCUCGCCAAGGCAUUGUGCAGUGCAUGUCCCGGGCACUGAAAGAUAUUGGCCUGUCCAAGACUCCAGCGAGACCCUUUAUUCUGAGCAUCGGCCCUGCUCGCGAAAACGACGACAGAGACGAGGCAGAUGCGCACAUUAAGACAUGCUACAACCAUUCAUUUCGGUCGUCAUUCGUGCAGGAAGCCGCAAAACACCUGAAAUGCCACAGUGUGGCUGUCGUCAUUCGAGGAGACAAAGCCGCCCUCAACGAUGCCCUUGCAGCGAGUAAGAUUUUGUCCCGUGUCGCGCUGGUUCUGACCCUGCUGACUUCGCUCACCAUUCCUGGCCCACCCAUGCGAUCAGAUGUGGCAGGUGUGCCAGUUGUCGUGGUGAAAGACUCUGGUGGCAUGGCCAAAGUCCUUGGAUACGCAUAUCACUUGCUGCACAGCUCACAGUGGCGCCACCGCGAUCACACGAUGCCACUUCACAUGCAGUGUGUGGAGUACCUUCUCACUUCUGGUGAUGUGCAGAUGAUUGUGUACAAACUGGACAACCAAGCAUCCUGGAAUCUUGUGAACUGCGUGUAUCAGGCGAUUUGUCAGAACCCCAGCCAGACCAGCUCCAACUAUGACAAUCUGCUGACCCUUGCGAUGCAGCUGAAGAUCUCCAAGCUGCCGAAGACAACAUCACUUGCCGUUGAGCAGAUCAGGAGGAGCAGCCCCGCCUUUCGAUUCGUGAUGCAUCGAGCCAUCCGCCUGAAUUCCGCCGCCUACGUUCAACUCUGCAUCGAUCGAGGCGUUCUUUUUCACCUGAAAAACCGCCAAACGGUGUUUCACGAGAAGCAGUCCCCCCACCAAGAAUUCCCCAAGCAGUACUGCAAGAACGAGCAGAUGACAUCGAUCAACACGAGGGAAAACAGCGCGGAGCUGGAAGCGAAGGCCAUCGAGUUGCUCAAAGAAUGCAAGAAGCAGGAUGUUACCAAAACGCGAAAGCUACUCGAGAAGGAGUGGGAGAGCAACAACGUGUUGGAGAUGGCAUACAAGACUGACUCCAACAAGUUUCUUGCCAAAGACCCUUGUCAGCGCUUUGUGACAGAGCAGUGGUAUGGCGACAUGUCGAAUGACAACUCAGUGCCGAAGAUUGCACUUUGUGUCGCCUUUUUGUCUCUCCCAGUCAUACUCUUAGAGCCUUCUCAGUCUCGGAAGCUUCAUGUGCAAGCAAACAACAACGACGACGACAAGAGCAGCAACAGAAACACAGGCCUCUGUCACAAGCUUGGCGUGUUCUGGACCGCCCCUUUUGUGAGGCUGUGGAUGGAGCUGUUUGCGCACUUGGUCUUGUGCUGCCUGUUUUCCUUCUACCUCUUGGAUGAGCUGCCAGACCACCUGUCCCGCGUUGAAAUUGCAUUGAUGGUGUGGUUUGCAAACUUAAUCGUCGAGGAGAUCCACCAACUUCAGUACCAUCUGCGGAAAGAGUGGGGAUACUUUUGGACCCGACAGUCCUGCUGGGGUCCACAUGCAGUGGAAAUGAUCUUCUUUUCCCUGUACAUUGCAGGACUUGUCACGCGGCUCAGUGACUUCCAUGAUUCAGGGACGAAGAGAGCCACCAAAGCCAUCCACGCAUUCGUCGGAAUUAUGUUGUGGCUGCGCACACUUGGCUUCUUGAAAGUGUGCCCACGCCUUGGGCCCAAGAUUGCGGUGCUGUUGCACAUGAGAGACGACAUCCUCAUCUAUCUUGCCCUCCUCGUCAGCGUUCUUGUUGGUUUUGGUGUCGCCUUUCAGGCGGUGCUCUAUCCGCUUACAAGUUACAGGACGCAGAAGGUCAUUGACGUCUUGUUCCGUCCGUACUUUCAAAUUUACGGCGACCAAAUCCUGGAACAUCUCAGUGACGAAGCCAGCUGCCAAGGACCGCAGCUGUUUGAGAGCUGCCCCACGCAGGAAGUCCAAAUGCUGCCGUUUCUCUUGGCCCUCUUCGUUCUUGGCACGACCAUUCUGCUUGUGAACAUGCUCAUCGGACUCCUUCGUGAGUACAAAAAACCAAUUCGAACAUACUUUGCGCCACUUGCAAUCGUCUCCGUUGCACUCAAGUUCCUUGCAAAGGCAUUUGACAUUGAUCGGAGGUACAAUGAGAUUGCCGGAGAGCUGGAUGCCAUCCUUGAAGAGCGCAGUAUGCGUGAAGAUCGGGAACUGUGGUAUUUUGAGAGGUCGGCGAAGCAUGCCUUGCAGGAGCAAAGCCCUGCGUUUUCUGGCUUGGUGGCCCAGGCAGCCAACGCCAACAAUGACCUGCGCCCAUCUCGAGCACAAACUCUUCCAGAGAAAUGGGCUGGCGCCUAUCAACGCCUACAGUCCCUAUUCUUGUGUUUCGGCUCCCCUUCAUAUGUCGUUGUGUCGGACGUGCACUUCGAAGACGAUUGCGCGUUUGCAAGAUUGCUGAAGCGCACGGGAGUCGCUGGUGAUAGAUCUGCUUGUUCACGGGCCAAGAAGGUUGUCUCCAACAUCUGGAGGGUCUUGCCCACGUCUUCCUUGUCAAUGGUUGCUGUGGAUCUUGUUGCCGUUCCACCGGCUCACUACGACUGUGCUUAG